AGCAGUUUACACUAUGCCCAGCACUGGAUUACAGGAGGGAUGUGCAAAGCUCUGAACAAACGCAGCCAGUGGGAGAUGGAAGGACUGAGAGGUGGAGAGGGCUCUUCCACAAACCAGUGCAGGAAUUUCCUCUCUCCCCCCUCUGUGUUUGGCUCUCCAUCCAGCCGAGCAGUCUCAGGAUUAGCCUACCCUGGGGCUGAGAGGUCCAGCUCUGCACGCUCUGAGGCCACCAAGGAAGGACCCUCAUGUCCAGCCUCUACUGGGCCCUCUGCCCCAUCCCUGGGCUAUGGCUACCACUUUGGGAACGGAUAUUACAGUUGUCGCAUGUCCCAUGGUGUGGGUCUGCAGCAGAGCCCCCUUAAAUCAUCCAGUCACCCCCCUAUAGGAGGUUUCCCAGUGGAGAAAUACAUGGACGUGUCCAGCCUGGCUAGUACAAGUGUCCCCAGCAAUGAGGUGCCUUCCAGGGCUAAGGAAGUGUCUUAUUUCCAGGGUUACACCAAUCCUUACCAGCAUGUUCCAGGAUACUUAGACAUGGUGUCAACGUUUAGCUCUGCGGAGCCUAGACACGAAGCCUACAUCUCAAUGGAGGGCUACCAAUCAUGGACUCUGGCUAAUGGCUGGAACAGUCAGGUUUAUUGUAAGGACCAGUCUCAAGCCCCUCAUUUCUGGAAGUCAUCUUUCCCAGGUACAGUGUGUGUGUGUUUAUGUGUGUUUGUGUGUGUGAUGGUAGGGGGAGAUGGGGGGGGGGAGGGGGUAUACUUGCAAACAAGCCAAGCUAGUAAUUAGUGUGCUGUAUAGAGACAUGCAAUAUAGAGCAUUGCAUUCCUACUGUCACAACUAAAAGUUUUUAGAACAAUGCUGCUGCCUGGUGUGAACCCCCUCCCCUCCCCCACUCACAACCUGUGUGCCUGAGAUAUAAAUAUAUUCUAGAAGCAAAAGUAAAACCAGUUUGUAGAAGCACGUUUUAUCGUAAGACCUAUAUAAGGCAGAUACUGAUCUUUAUAAUAUGAAUGAUAUAUCUAAAAUACUGAAUUAUAACCUCACAUUCACUCACACACACACUCAUUCACAUACAGACACGUUAUGCAUAUAUUAUUGUGCGUAAGAAUGCGAGAUUUACUAACCGGUGGAUCGUUCAAGAUAUCUUUUUGAAGCAAGAAUAAAUUUUGCUCUUGGAUGUCUGAUAUGAAAGUUCCCCAUGUAGAACCCCUGGCAUUAGAGUUUUAAAUUGCAAGAAAUAUGUGUAACAUUUUUACCGUUUAACAUACCUCCCUCUGAGUGUAAACUUCAGUACGAAACGUUGGUAUCAAAGUAUUUGAUUAUUCCUCAAUGGCCACAACUAGUUUUAUCAGCAGUUCCGGUUGUUGGUUUUUGUUAUAUUAUAUUAUAUACACGCUCAUUCAUUCAGAAUAGCGAAAUGUCUGUGUUUUGCUGAAGAUCAUUCUUGAUGUAAAAGGUUAUUUUGUAGGAUUCAAGUACUGUAGAAUCUGUGACAUUUUUUAUAUAUUUUUUCUCUUCUUCUUUCCCUUUAGGUGAUGUAACACUAAGCCAGCCAGACAUGUGUGUGUACAGGAGAGGGAGGAAGAAGAGGGUCCCUUACACCAAACUGCAACUCAAAGAACUUGAGAAUGAAUAUGCCCUUAACAAGUUCAUUAACAAGGACAAAAGACGUAGGAUCUCUGCAGCCACAAACCUCUCUGAAAGACAGGUCACUAUAUGGUUUCAAAACAGGAGGGUGAAGGACAAGAAAAUAGUCUCUAAACUAAAGGAGAAUAUAUCUUGAUCUGGCAAUUCAAGUGCAUUAAAAGCAACGUGCCCACAUUGUUUCAAACAGACCUGAAAUUACUUAGAUGCCAAUAAUUCUCAUACCCACACGUUCUAACCUUCCUUUGAUGGGCUUCAAACAUUUUGUCCACCGAAUUCCAAAUGCUUUAUCUAGUUUUACAUUUUUUUUAUUUUUUUUGGCUUUGGACAAAGUUUAGGAGCUUUUUGCUCAGACACAGAACACACAGACUACCUGUGGUCUUAUUCAAUAAUGUCGUGUUUUGCAGUCUUAAUUAUUAUUAAGAUUCUCCCAUUUUGUGAUACCAUUGCCUCUCAGGAAAAAAAAAAAAACCGUCAAAUCUAAUUGCAACGUCAUUUAACCCGAAGGACCUUGGCAAAUGUCUUAACUUGGAAACACUUCAAUUUGCAUGUAUUUAAAUUCAUUAUAUUGUGAAUUACUACACACUAAUUUGGACACCUCCUCACCACGCAGGUGUGGUUGUACACUACCAAUUGCAGCCAAGUUGUACUGUGCAUUGUGUUUUAUAUAUAUAUUGUUUUGGCAUAAUUUUUUUUAAUUUUUUUUAAUCAAAGCAUUGGUUGAUUUUUUGUUUAAUAUGAACUACAAUAUAUUGUCAAUACAUCUGAUUUUUCUUAGUGAAUACAAUCUUCAUCACCAUACGAAUUGUUACUUUUUGAUCAGUGUUAUAAUAAAACUAUUGCAAUCUAUUUUUAUACAAAAAAAAAAAAAAUACACUUCAGGUAAGAGUUACCAAGGCAAAGCUGAAUCAGUUUUACGUAAAAGUGCUACAUUUGGACACAUCAGGACUAAACCAAUUGGACAUUUCUGAUGAUGCAACUGUUACAUUUUGUUAAGAUUUGCCAUAUUGGUAUUACCAAUAUCAAUAAAAAAGCUUAGUCUUCACAAAAAUUAAAAUACACAAUUUAGUACACGCAGUAAAAAAAAAGUCAAUAGUUUCGAAUGGGAAAUAUUAUCUUUAAUCACGAAAUAUAUUUAUUGUGGGAUUUGUCCUUCCACCACAAUUAUCAAAAUCAUUUCAAUACUCUAGAUUAGAGCUAUUCAGACAUUUUUCUCUUUGCUUAAAAAAAACGUUUAAAGGAAUUGUUGGCGGCUUAGCCAAUAGAAAAAUAGAAACAGUGAUUUGAGAACCCCCUUACAAAAUAAUGGACAUGGAAAAUGUUCUACUUUAAAUGUUUUGGCCUACAUUUUACAAGCCAGUUCUCCUUUCACCAAUACUCAGUUUUUUAAUUAAAUACACCACCACACUCUCUUGUGAUUAAGGUCUUUUGAAUCACUAUUCCAUAUGAACCAGUUUGUAUUUCAAAGUCUCCACGGAUCGCAUUUUAUGUUUGUAUGUGUUUUCUAUGGGAUAAACAGCGGUACCUAAAAAAUAGGCCCUAUUCGGUAAACUUGAUUUUAACCAAGGUACUAUUAUUUGGAAGGUACAGUUUGUGAAUUUUGGAAAAUAUUGUAUAUAUUUUGAAGGGAUAUUUUGUAAAGCACUUAUGUCUUAAAUUUUCAAAGCGAAGUAAUGAACUUUUAUAAUCAAG
Molecule: messenger RNA, 3336 nt
Organism: Pelobates cultripes (western spadefoot toad)
Lineage: Eukaryota; Metazoa; Chordata; Amphibia; Anura; Pelobatidae
Source: the annotation of a GenBank genome assembly